Messenger RNA from Bradysia coprophila, 1331 nucleotides. Its product is annotated as zinc metalloproteinase nas-13-like. The record is from RefSeq and is a predicted model, not a curated record. Gene Ontology annotation, molecular function: metalloendopeptidase activity; zinc ion binding. NCBI's taxonomy places the organism in Eukaryota, Metazoa, Arthropoda, Insecta, Diptera, Sciaridae. Gene Ontology annotation, biological process: proteolysis.
GAAGAUUCCUACUUAGAUUAGAGUUAAGUCAAGAAACAUGUUGCUAUAACUGUACAACAUCGCAAUUUGUUUUGCAUUAUAUACGAACAGCUUUGCUGCGACCGAGGAAAAUAUUUACCUGACAAAUGGCGACUUUAAGCUAGCAGAAAAACUUCCUCCUGUUCUGCCCAAUGCAACGAUUUUUGCUCCACCUAUGGACGACACACAUCCCUCGAGAAAAAGAGUGAAACGAAACGUUUGGAAACAUGGACAGUGGCCUAACGCCCGCGUUCCAUAUACAUUAGAUCCGACAUUCGACAACAAUCAGAGAGCUGAAGUUGCAAAAGCAUUCAAAAACUAUCACUCAAAAACUUGCGUUAAAUUUGUGCCGAAGAAAGCUACCGACAAAGAUUACGUUCAAAUAUUACGUGACGAUAAUGCGUGCGGUGUUGCUGAAAUGUGUAAAAAAGGUGGAUCUCAAUAUGCCAAGUUUGGUGGUGGUUGCAUUGGUUCGGGGGUAAUGACACACGAGUUAGGACAUACACUGUGCUUCGGUCAUGAGCAAACCCGGCCUGAUCGUGAUAAUUACAUAUCAUGGGAUGCCAGCAAAUGCAAACCUCAUAACAAGGACAAUGCUAACGAUUUUACGACCCUUGACCUGUUAUAUGAUUAUGUGAGUCUGCAGCAUUACGAGGGAGAGUGUUACAACGGUUGCAUUAUACCGAAACUUCCGGGAGUGACAAAAUUUGGAUCUGGUGGCGAAUUGUCGGUGUGGAUGCAGAAAAAAUUAAUAUUUUUUACAAUUGUGGAGGAUGCUAUUCGUAUCGAUUUAGACCAAUAUCCCUAAUAACCAAUGAUAAUCUGGUUGCUGGCGGGACGGACAUUUAUGGUGACACUUUGUAUCCUUGUCGUGGCUAUUAUAAUGGGGAUAUUGUGCCCGGCAAAGGAAAUGUCAAGUAUCCCUCUUGUCAUGUUUCAUAUAAUGGCGGAGAGUACAGGCUUGACGACAAUUUCGAAAUCCUUACCAAUCCGAAAAAUGUUAACAUAAACUGGAAAAAACGCCCGAAUGAUGGCUCAUUUCCAGCGAAUGCCAUACGGAGUGGUAGAACGGCAGAAAGAGAACCGCUAUAUAUUGGACGGUGUACGUUGCAUUUCGACGGGAAGUCUACAACGCUAAUUGGGAAAAUUCAUAGAAGUGCUUCGAAGGGUCUGUACGUUCCUUAUGGAGGACGGGAAUACAUCUGCAACGAUUAUGAUAUUUUAGUGUGCGAUUAACCUAUCGGAUUGUUGUAAUCACAGUCGCGAUGAAAAUAAAUUCUGUGAAAAAAUUCAAAUUUCGUGUCAUAAUUAAC